GAAGUCCAAGUACCCCAAAAUACACUCCAGGUGAUGCGCACAUCAAUUUCCGUGCGCACUCGCGGUGCACAUUAGCGACCAAUCAAAAAUCGCCUCUCCCCGUCGGUCCGUCUUCUUCUCCGGUGAGUCUUCACCUUGCUCAGUCGCCGUCCCCGCUUCAACAUUUGCCUCUCCGAUCAUGGCAACGGCGAUCUCCUCGCCGGCAGCUUCGCCUCGCCGGUUCGUCUCCUCAAGGCGGCGGACGGAGGCGCCGCACCGGUUCUCCUCCGAUUCUCCGCCGCGGAGGAAGAUGAAAUCCAUGGCGGACAUAAUGGCGAACGCGAGAUACGCAACAACGGAACGAGACAGCUACAGUGACGUCACCUGCGAGAAAUGCGGCUCCGGGGAAGGAGACGAGGAGCUUCUUCUGUGUGACAAAUGCGACCGAGGGUUUCACAUGAAAUGCCUUAGGCCGAUCGUAGCCCGCGUCCCCAGCGGACCGUGGGUCUGUCACGAUUGUUCCGACAAGCGACGUGCGAGAAGUUUUUCUCAGAAGAAGAUUUUGGAUUUCUUUCGGAUUGAGAAGCGAAUUGAUCAUCAGGACAAGUGGGAACAUGCUCAAGAUGCCAAAAAGUAUAGAAGACGGUCGGCACCCUUAGUAAUGAAGAAGAGAAGGAGAAGGCUAUUGCCAUUUGUUCCAUCCGAAGAUCCUUCCCAGAGGCUGAAACAGAUGGGCACACUUGCUUCUGCUUUAACAGCACUCCGUAUCGAAUAUAGCGAUGAUUUAACUUAUGAGUCCGGGAUGGCCCUCCGAUCUGCCAAUCAGUCUAAGUUCGAGAAAGGUGGGAUGCAGGUGCUCCCGAAGGAAGAUCUAGAGACCCUGGAACAGUGCCGAGCGAUGUGUAGACGAGGAGAGUGCCCUCCCCUUGUGGUGAUGUUUGAUCCGAUUGAAGGUUACACAGUUGAAGCAGAUGGUCCGAUCAAGGAUUUGACAUUUAUUGCUGAAUAUACCGGGGACGUUGAUUACUUAAAGAACAGGGAAAACGAUGACUGCGAUAGCAUUAUGACCCUCCUUCUGGCGGAAAACCCAUUGAAGAGUCUUGUUAUAUGCCCUGACAAAUAUGCAAACAUUUCUCGUUUCAUCAACGGUAUCAACAAUCACACUCCGGGCGGUAAAAAGAAGCAGAACUGUAAAUGCGUGAGAUACAGCAUAAAUGGUGAAUGUCGGGUGCUUAUUGUCGCUAACCGAGAUAUCGCCAAGGGGGAGAGGCUAUAUUAUGACUACAAUGGUUAUGAGCAUGAAUACCCUACUCAUAACUUCAUCUGAGGUACACAAUGGUAAAAAAAAAAUUAACAGUUUUACAGAAUCCGGAUACAUUUUUUUGCCCCCAAAGCGUUUCUUUUCCAUUCCCUUCACCAUUUUUUUUGGUUUCACCGGUCAGUUAACGCGUUCAAAGUUUAUAUGUAGAGCUGGUAUGGCCGUUAGGAUAGAGGCAAGGUGGAGAAGAAUUUACAGUAGAAAGUGAAAGAUUUUACCUUUGAUAUGUGUUAUUUAUAACUCGAGUAAAGCAACAAAGUACCCUUUUGUUCUUAAGCUUUGGUAAUUGGUUCUCUGCAGUCUUUUUGCUCUCUCGUGUUCCAA
Tarenaya hassleriana is the source of this 1621-nucleotide messenger RNA. Its product is annotated as histone-lysine N-methyltransferase ATXR5. Gene Ontology annotation, molecular function: protein binding. NCBI's taxonomy places the organism in Eukaryota, Viridiplantae, Streptophyta, Magnoliopsida, Brassicales, Cleomaceae. The record is from RefSeq and is a predicted model, not a curated record. The transcript has 6 exons. Bases 179 to 1306 code for a protein of 375 amino acids.